UGCUUUGGUAGGAUUAUCUAAGUCAGCACAAACCUCUCCCAUACCUGCAACAUGGACGUCUCUCUACUCCUCAAUGUGGAGGGUGUUAAGAAGACCAUUCUGCACGGGGGAGUGGGAGAACUCCCUAACUUCAUCUCUGGCUCCCGGGUGACGUUUCAUUUCCGAACCAUGAAGUGUGACGAGGAGCACACAGUGAUAGAUGACAGCAGGCAGGUGGGCCAGCCCAUGAGCAUCAUCCUCGGCAACAUGUUCAAGCUGGAGGUGUGGGAGACGCUGCUGACGUCCAUGCGGCUCGGGGAAGUGGCUGAGUUCUGGUGCGACACCAUCCACACAGGAGUCUACCCUAUGUUGUCUCGCAGUCUACGGCAGGUGGCUGAGGGCAAGGACCCCACCGGCUGGCAUGUGCACACGUGCGGGUUGGCCAACAUGUUCGCAUACCAUACCCUGGGCUACGAGGACCUGGAUGAACUGCAGAAAGAGCCGCAGCCUCUCAUCUUCCUGAUUGAGCUGCUGCAGGUGGAGGCCCCGAGCGAGUACCAGAGGGAGACGUGGAAUCUGAAUAAUGAAGAGAGGAUGCAGGCCGUGCCUCUCCUUCACGGGGAAGGCAACAGGCUCUACAAGCUGGGGCGCUACGAUCAGGCUGCCACCAAGUACCAGGAGGCCAUCGUGUGCCUGAGGAAUCUUCAGACUAAGGAGAAGCCCUGGGAGGUUGAGUGGCUGAAGUUGGAGAAGAUGAUCAACACCCUGAUCCUCAACUACUGCCAGUGCCUGCUGAAGAAGGAGGAGUACUAUGAGGUGUUGGAGCAUACCAGCGACAUCCUGCGACAUCACCCAGGGAUCGUGAAGGCCUACUAUGUGCGCGCACGUGCUCAUGCAGAGGUGUGGAACGCUGAGGAGGCCAAGGCGGACCUCGAGAAAGUACUGGAGCUGGAGCCUUCCAUGCGCAAGGCGGUGCUCAGGGAACUGAGGCAGCUGGAGAGCCGUCUGUCGGACAAGCAGGAGGAGGAGCGGCAGCGCUGCCGGAAUAUGCUGGGCUAGGCAUUGCUGGGCUGGGCAGGGCUGGCCAGGGUAGGAGCUGCUGUCUGAAAUGCUGGGCUGAGGACUGGGGCAGUGGACUGGGCACUGAGUUCACACUGCUCCACUUGCUCUGCAGGGUGCCCUAGGGUGCGGUGGUGUCCUUGGUUGCCAUGAGACUGUCAGUGACUCCUCUGCGAUCAGUUGCACAGCCUGUGGGCCACGUUCAGCAAGCAAAGCCCGAGCAUCCCUGGUUCAAUUAACAAGAACUUCGAUGUUGCUUUUUAGCAUAUACUCAUAUUAAAUUAUAUUAUGACUAAUUUCUGAGGGCUGCAGAUAUAGCUCAGCGGUAGCAAGCUUGUUUAGCAAUCCUGGAGCCCUGGGUUUGAUCUCCAGUAUAAAUAAAUAGACACACACAUAAAUACAUGUAUUGUGUGGGAUCAAAGUCAUAGGUGCCCAUGAAAAUUGAAAGCACCUCCCCAUCCCGAAAAAUACCCAAAUUAACAAACGGAACAGGCUAGCUCCCAUUCCUUAGCUCAGGUGCAGUAAUCAACCUU
Messenger RNA from Myodes glareolus (Bank vole), 1571 nucleotides. The record is from RefSeq and is a predicted model, not a curated record. Lineage: Eukaryota; Metazoa; Chordata; Mammalia; Rodentia; Cricetidae.